This is a messenger RNA of Chara braunii, 3604 nucleotides long. The record is from the annotation of a GenBank genome assembly. Lineage: Eukaryota; Viridiplantae; Streptophyta; Charophyceae; Charales; Characeae.
GCAUGACAAGGCAGCAGCAAGGGCUGCCGAUGAAGAAAGAAACCAACGUCGUGAGAAGAUAUUUAGCGGAGAGCAGACUUUGCUCACAAUGGCAGCGGCAUGGCGAACCGAGGCCGAGAAUGGCAAGUUGGAGGAUUGCGAAAACAAGAUCGCUCUCCUCCUCUCGCAUCUCACAGACCUCCUGGCAAUCUGCAUUAUACAGCAGGAGGAUAUCCACAGCCUUGACGACUCGCUAGCUCAAGUCCAAGGCCGCCUUCAGCAGCUGGAGCAGCGACCUGUCGCCGCCCCCGAUGCAAGCUCUUCCAAUACCUUUGAUCGCCUCGAAGCAUUGGAGAUGGACGUCAGCUCCCUCAAGGACGGCGUGCAGUUACAGCAGACCGCAACGCAACAGUUGCAACAACGGAUCUGUACUACCGCCAACACCUCGAGUUCGGAACCGCGCGAGACAACUCCAAAGUUUGACGGCCAGGAGAUCUUCUGCCACUCGACAAAGACAGAUCUGAUUCCAUGGUUCCGCAAGUUCGAGCUCACGCAGCAGCUACACAACGUCAAAGAACACAAGCACCACGCAUACUUGUACUCUCGCUCAGGGGGCGCGUCCCAAGCUUGGUUGGACAAUCUCUUGUCCAAGUACGGAGUGCUAGCUAACGACUUGCACACCAAGAUCAGUUGGGAUGAUCUGAAGGCAGCGUGGCACAAGCGGUUCGAAGUCGAGCCGCCCGAGAUCAAGGCUAUGGACAAGCUCAUGAUCUUCGAGCAAGGCACGCUGCCGAGUACCGACUGGAUUGCCGAAUACCAACGCUUGACGCCAGUCCCAGAUAUCCAGAUGGGCUUCAAAGCCAUCCGCCACUUUUUCAUCUCAAGGUCAUGUCCGACAUUAAGUAAUGCCCUGACUCACGUCGAGGACACCUUGACGACGACGGCGGAACUUUUUGACAAGGCUGCGCAGAUCAUCAUUACGAACAAGGAGGCUAAGAACCUGCGUUCGUCUACGGCAGGCUCGAGCAGGGACCAGCAUCGGCCAAGAGUGGUUGUGGUCGCAGCGGCAACACCGUUUGACCAAACCAGCGGGGUUGUUUCUGCCAGCCGCUUGCCGGGACCGCAAUGCGCAACACUAUGCGCUCAUCUCCACACUUACUUAUCCUUCUAUGCACCACCAACUUCGCCGACGGAUGACGAAGUCACGGUGGGGGACAUCCUUGUGUAUACUACCAAGGUGGCCCGCGAGUUUCGCACGCAGCGGUACGAUGACAACAACGCACCGGUCAUGUAUGUCCGCAUUCAAGUUGGGCAAACGUCCUGCAGCGCUUUGUUGGAUAGCGGCGCGUCUCGCAAUUUCAUGAGCCAAUCCUUUAUGCAAAGGGUUGGCCUUGGCGCACAAGUUCGGAGGAAGGCAAACCCGACGGCGAUCAAGUUGGCGGGUGGGAAAACGCAGCAACUUCUCGACCGUUACGUCGAGGCCGUACCGGUUUACUUCGCACCUCAUGCAUGCGAACCGGUGACAUUCGAUAUUCUCAACACGGACUUCGACAUCAUUCUGGGAAUGCCUUGGCUUGCAAGUGCGGAUCACACGGUCAACUUCCAUCGGCGGACUCUUAGCAUUCGCGACGCCUUCGGCGUCGAAGUGGCGUGUACUAUUCCUCUACUGCACCCUUCGAUUCGGUGCCAAGUGGUGACGGCCAAAUCAUUCAGGGCGACUUGCGCUUACGAGGAGGCCGAGGAGAUCGGCCUAUGUUUCCUGCGGACCGUGGCGGUAGCCGACUCUUCACCCACGGACUUGUCUUUGGACCCCCGGGUGGUGCGGUUGCUGGACGAGUUAGCCGACAUCUUCGAGUCACCUACCGGUGUGGUGCCGGAUUGGCCGAUCUCUCACGAGAUCAUUCUUGAGGCCGGUGUCGUGCCACCGAAAGGUUGCAUCUAUCGGAUGAGCGAGGAGGAGCUUGAGGUCCUCCGCGCACAACUCGACGAUUUGUUGGCCAAGGGCUGGAUCCGCCCUAGCAGCUCCCCAUAUGGAGCACCGGUUCUCUUCGUCCGGAAGAAGAACAAGGAUCUACGAUUGUGUAUCGACUACUGCAAGCUCAACGUGCAAACCGUCAAGAAUGCAGGGCCUCUUCCUCGCAUCGAUGAUCUUCUUGAGCGAUUGGGCGGCACAAAGUAUUUCUCUAAGUUGGAUUUGAAAUCAGGAUAUCAUCAAAUCUCGAUCCGGUCCAAUGAUCGCUACAAAUCCGCAUUCAAGACGCGGUAUGGGCAUUUUGAGUGGGUGGUCAUGCCUUUUGGCCUCACCAACGCCCCGACGACCUUUCAAGCGGCAAUGACCAACGAGUUUCGUGCAAUGUUGGACCGGUUCGUGCUGGUCUACUUAGACGAUAUUCUCAUCUAUAGUCGGACUUUGGAGGAUCAUCUUGGGCAUCUUCGACGAGUGUUGGAGACGCUCCGCCGCGCCAAGUACAAGGCCAAUCGCGACAAGUGUGAAUUUGUCCGGCAAGAGCUGGAAUACUUGGGCCAUUUUGUCACACCAGAAGGCAUCAGCUACUCGAAGAUUGCGGCCCACUUGACCAAGCUUCAAUGCGAGGAUCGGCCGUUUGACUUCGGAGAGGAGGCGCGGGAAUCAUUCUUCGCUCUCAAAGCCGCGCUAUUAUUUGCGGAGGUCUUGCGGAUAUAUGAACCGCUCGCGCCUACGCGCGUCACUACGGAUGCGUCAGGUUAUGGCAUUGGUGCAGUCCUCGAGCAACAUGAUGGUGUGGACUGGCACCCGGUCGAGUAUUUCAGCAAGAAAGUGUCCGUCGUGCACCCGGACGAUGCACGCAAGGAGAUCCUCGCCUUCGUCCACGCGCUCAAGCGGUGGCGGCACUUCCUCCUUGGUCGAAGCCAAUUUCGAUGGGUAACGGACAACAAUCCGUUGUUUUUUUACAAGACCCAAGACACCGUCAACAACACCAUCACUCGAUGGAUGGCUUUCAUCGACCAGUUCGACUUCCUUCCCGAUCACAUUCCAGGGAAGUCGAACCGUUUUGCGGAUGCUCUUUCACGGUGUCCGGAUCAUUGUACCGCGGUCUACUCAACCUUCGAGAUCGACGAUGACCUGCGGAACAGCUUCAUCCGUGGCUACCAAGCCGACCCCGAGUUUCGCGACAAGUACGCGAAUUGCUCCUCUCCUAAUCCGGUGCCUUCUCACUAUCGGAUCCAAGAGGGGUACUUGCUUGUCCACAUGCGGGGGAAGGACCUUCUUUGCGUACCGAGUGAUCCUCACUUGCGUACACGGCUUCUUGGCGAGUUCCAUGAUGCUCCCGCCACCGGACACUUUGGAGUCAAUCGCACGAUUGGCCGACUUCGCCAACGAUUUUGGUGGCACGGCCUUCUCGGCGACGUCACGUGCUAUUACGAGUCAUGCGAGGUUUGCCGAUGCUGCAAAUCCCGCAACCAUCGUCCGUAUGGCGAGUUACGACCAUUACCGGUCCCGUUGAGGCGAAGGGAAGCGAUUCCCAUAGACAUUACCGGUCCGUUCCCCAAGCACAAGACCGAAGUGGAUGGGAUUCUCACGGUGGUCGACUGACUCACCAAGUUCGCCAUGUUUUUGCCAUGUCGCUAUCAUACCAAGGCACCC